AUCAGUCAUCUGUUUCAACUGUAACAUGAAGGCGAUCUUAUUAGUAACUUUGGCCAUUGCCACAUUGGCAUCCGGAUACGUGGUUGUUCCUGAGAAGCAAGUCCACUAUGCUGACAAAGAUUUCUUAGUUAAGCAAAAAGCCAUCUUAGAAGUCUUCCAACACGUUCACCAAAAGGAAGUUCACACACAACUCUGGACUGAUUCAAAGAACUACAACAUCGAGGAACACUAUGACUCGUUCACAAACGUUGAAGCUGUAAAAGAAUUCGUGAGACUUUACAACCAUGGUCUUCUUGGAUUCGAAGAGAUCUUCACUGUCUUAAAUGAAGAACAAUCUCAUGAAGUCAAUGCUCUCUUCAACAUCUUCUACUAUGCCAAAGAUUGGGAAACAUUCUACAAGGUCAUGGUUUGGGCUCGCUUCCAUGUUAAUGAAGGCAUGUUCAUCUACGCUUUGACCACCGCCAUCUAUCAUCGCCCAGAUUUUGUCGGAAUCGAAUUGCCUGCCAUCUACGAAAUCUACCCAUACUAUUUCUUCCAUGCUGAAGUUUUGCAAAAGGCUCAUCAAUACAAAAUGCAAGGAUUCUAUGGCAUGAAGAAGGUUGAAGGAGUUUACCAAGCUGUCAUCCCAGCAAACUACACUGGCUGGUACAUGCACACCAACGCUGAACAAAAGGUUUCAUACUUCACAGAAGAUAUUGGUCUUAACGCUUGGUACUACUAUCUUCAAGCUGAUUUCCCAUACUGGUUAGGAGGAAAGGAAUUCGGAUUAUACAAAGACCGUCGUGGGGAAUUGUACUUGUUCCACCAUCAACAACUUUUGGCCCGUUACUACUUGGAACGCCUUUCCAAUGAUUUGGGAGUCAUUCCAGAAAUCACAUACGAAUUGCCAAUCAAGACUGGAUACUUCCCAGACAUGUACUACUACAAUGGUGUUCCUUUCCCAGCUCGUGACAACAAUUACAUUAUGUACACAGAAGACAACUACCAUCUCAUCCAAGAAGUUGAAGACUACGAACGUCGCAUCCGUGAUGCUAUUGAUCUUGGAUACAUUGUCAUGCCAAAUGGCGACCAUGUUGACUUGACCAAGCCAGAAUCUGUUGAAUAUUUGGGUAACUUGAUCCAAACAAAUCCAGACAGUGUCAAUACAAGAUACUACGGAUUUUUGGAAAUGUAUGCAAGAAUUCUCCUCGGAGCUUCCGUUGAACACUUUGAAGAUCACAAAGUCAUCCCAAGUGUAUUGGAACAAUUCGAAACAUCACUUCGCGACCCAGUCUUCUACCAAUUAUACAAACGUAUCAUUGGAUUCUAUUGGCAAUUCAAAGAACAUCUUCCACACUACACAGUUGAAGAAAUUGAAUUCCCCGGUGUCAAGAUUGAGGGAGUUGAAAUGGACAAACUUGUAACCUAUUUCGAUAGAUUCGAUGCUGAUAUCACAAACGCCGUUGAUGUCGAAGUUUAUGAUGAGAAGACACCAGCAUCAGAAUUGAAGAAAUUCGGAAAGAUUGCUCACUAUCAAGGUGAAGAUUUCGUCAUCAAGGCUCGUUCAACUCGCUUGAAUACAGUUCCAUUCACAUACAAACUCUCAGUUGCCAGUGAAAAGGCAGUUAAGGGAGUUGUCCGUGCUUAUCUUGGACCAAAAUACGACAGCUACGGAAACGUUUACCAUGUCAAUGAUAACCGUGAAAACUUCGUUCUUUUGGAUGUGUUUGCUUAUGAAUUCCAAGCCGGAAAGAACGUCAUCACCCGUAACUCAAAUGAUUUCUCAUUCUUCGUUAAAGACCGCACAACAUUCUUCGAACUUUACAAACAAGUCAUGAAUGCAUACACAACUGGAGAUAAAUACCAAUUGCACACUUCAGAGGCUCACACUGGAUUCCCUGCUCGUUUGAUGUUGCCAAAGGGUAAGAAGGGAGGUAUGCCAUACCAAUUCUUCUUCGUCGUCUCACCUUACAAUGCACCCACAACUAAGCCUCAUGAAGGAUAUGAAGAAUUCGGAUAUGGAUAUGUUGAUUCUCUUCCUUAUGGAUAUCCUCUUGAUCGUGAGAUCAACGAAAACUACUGGUUCACACCAAACAUGUACUACUAUGAUGUCAACAUCUUCCAUAAAACACAAACAGAAAUCAACGCCUCUCAUUAAAAGAAUAAACAAUCUCAACAUCACUGCCCUGCCCUUUGAUAACUUCAAUAUUUAAAAAAUGUGUAGAUAGUUCUUGCAAAAAAAUCAUUGAUUUGAUUAAAAAAUUUAAAAAAAAAUUACACGAAAUAAAAGAAAAAACACUAGUAAAAAAACAUAAUUUAAAUAUUUUAUUUCCUCUUCUUAUUAAAGCUUUUCAAUUAAAUAUCUUAUAAAUCUUGCAAUGUUAUGUUA
Clunio marinus is the source of this 2368-nucleotide messenger RNA. Lineage: Eukaryota; Metazoa; Arthropoda; Insecta; Diptera; Chironomidae. The record is from the annotation of a GenBank genome assembly.